Molecule: messenger RNA, 504 nt
Organism: Ustilaginoidea virens
Lineage: Eukaryota; Fungi; Ascomycota; Sordariomycetes; Hypocreales; Clavicipitaceae
Exons: 1
Coding region: 1-504 (167 amino acids)
Source: RefSeq, a predicted model, not a curated record
AUGCUCGGCCAAGCCAAAGCCCUCGCCCUGAUGACCCUCGGCCUCACCCAGGCCGCCUCGGCCGUCGGCCACGCCUACGUCUACAACAACUGCGACUUUGGCGUGACCCUCUGGUCCGUGGGCAGCAACAUCGCGCCCAGCAACUACCUCGACAGCCGCUCCAACUACUUUGAGACCUUCACCGUCGACCCCACGACGGGCGGGCGGGCCCUCAAGAUCACGCGCGAACCCGACGGCCUGUUCACGGCCAAGCCUCAGACCGUCUUUGCCUACAACCUCAGGGACGGCGCCGUGUGGUACGACCUCAACGACGUCUACGGAGACCCCUUUGCGGGACACAAGCUGCUGCUCCGCAGCGCGGACCGGUCGUGCCCGUCCAUUGUGUGGCCGCAGGGCAUCCCGCCUGGCGGGAGCCAGGUCAAGAAUUGCCGGGAUGGUGCGGACGUCAUUUUGACGCUGUGCGCGGAGCGACCCAUCCCCGGCGCGGCGGAGGAAUCCGCCUAG